AAUUGACAUAGUGAUAGACGUGACAGUGUUUCAAAUCAACAAUGUUUAUUUCCGAAUUGAGUUGAGAUGUAAGAACUAGAAAUAAUUAUUCCUGCGUACAAUUAGUAUUCAUUUCCAAUGAAAUCUGACAAGUACUAACAGAAUAUGUUUCGAUUACUUUAAUGUUUACUACAGGCUUACUACAAUAAAAAUAAAAUGACUUGAAAGCAGCUAAAUUUAAUGAAUAAAAAUGAAUAAAUUAAACGCUUUGAGUUUACCAGCAUUAUUACGACGUCGUAAUAAUUUUAUAAGGUUGUGCACUACCUCAAAUGUUACUGAUGAUGAAAAAGAGCGGGAACUCGAGAGGAUAGCCAAAGAUGCAUCAAUAGAUGAGCCGCCAACCGCUUGCUGCCAGUCCGGUUGUUCAAACUGUGUGUUCAUAGUCUGGGCUGAAGCAUUAUCGGCAAAGAUGCAAGAUGCUGGGCCAGAGAUUGCAGAGAAAAUUCUCAAGAUGGUUGAAGAUCCUUCGAUGAAAGCAUACCUUGAAAUGGAGCUUAGGAUGAGAGGACUAGGAAAAAAAUCAUAAUGAAGCUAUAAUCAAUUUUGUUAGGUUUUAAAAAUAUAUUGUAAAUAUUGUACAGCAAAAACAGAAAAAAUUAUAAAUUAAUCCAGUAUUAGUCAGUGUUUUCUGAUAUUCUUAUAUUGAUAUUGUUUAUCAACAUUCAAAUGCCAAGUCAAAUGAAGUUGGUCAAUUUUAAUGUUUUACAGAUUUAAUAUUUACUAUGCUUAUGAAAAUAUUUGGUUACAUUACAUGGUAGCUUUUAGAAAGAACAAGGGUAAGAUAAAGGUUCAAACAGCAAUUGUUUACGCCUUAUUCACUAGUAUGUACCUUUAAAAAAUACUUGGAAUCUAUGAAUACUAAGGAAGAAAUUAUUAAUUCAUAAAUUUACAAUAUUUUUGUAGUAAAAGUACAUGCCACCAUUAGAAACAUCUUGUAUUAUACCUAAUAUGAAACAUUAGGUACUAGGUAUUUGUUUUUCAUAAGGUUAAAAAAGUCGAUUCAAUAAAUUAUUUUGUGCAUAAAAAUAAAAUC
Molecule: messenger RNA, 1072 nt
Organism: Trichoplusia ni (cabbage looper)
Lineage: Eukaryota; Metazoa; Arthropoda; Insecta; Lepidoptera; Noctuidae
Product: oxidoreductase-like domain-containing protein 1
Exons: 3
Coding region: 230-565 (111 amino acids)
Cellular component (GO): mitochondrion
Source: RefSeq, a predicted model, not a curated record